This is a messenger RNA of Octodon degus (degu), 1484 nucleotides long. RefSeq names its product chromosome unknown C6orf47 homolog (gene CUNH6orf47). The record is from RefSeq and is a predicted model, not a curated record. Bases 32 to 919 code for a protein of 295 amino acids. The transcript has a single exon. Lineage: Eukaryota; Metazoa; Chordata; Mammalia; Rodentia; Octodontidae.
GGACCGGGGGCGCUCGCCGCACAGCCCAGCCAUGUUCCUGCGCCGGCUCGGAGGCUGGCUCCCUCGCCCGUGGGGCCGCCGGAAAGCGGCGCAGCCUGCCCCUCCUGCCCCAGAGCCCAGAUGGGCGGAUAGCUCCCCUGAGAAUUCGGGGAGUGACUGGGACAGUGCCCCAGAAACCGUGGGAGACAUGGGAACCCCCCAGACCAGAGACUUGGGGACACUGAGGAGCUCCAGGGCUGCCCCAGAAGCAGGCAGGGAGCCCCAAGCUGAGCAGUCGGGGAGCAGAAGAAUGGAUUCCCUCAGGUGGAACCAGGCUGCAGACGGCACUCAGGAGUCAUGGAGACUAGAAGCCGGAGGAGCCAUUCCAGCGCUGCGGCGGGACCCUGUGGACCCAGAUGGUACCGGGAGACCCAGGGCACCCCCUGAGGGGGGACCCGGUGCCCCUGGGCCUGAGGCCUCGGUGGAGAAACCUGGCCAACGCCGGAAACUGCUACGCUGGCUGCGAGGGGAGCCGGGGGCUCCUCCAGGGGACCCCGAGGAGUGCCUGCAGAUCUCCACCAACCUGACCCUGCAUCUGCUGGAGCUGCUGGCCUCAGCCCUGCUGGCCGUUUGCUCCCGGCCGCUGCGCGCAGCCUUGGACGCGCUAGGGCUCCGGGGGCCUCUGGGGCUCUGGCUGCACGGGCUGCUGUCCUUCCUGGCUGCUCUGCAUGGGCUCCACGCCGUGCUGAGCCUGCUGACCGCCCACCCCCUGCACUUCGCCUGCCUCUUUGGCCUCCUUCAGGCCCUGGUUCUGGCCGUCAGCCUCCGGGAGCCCAGCGCGGAUGAGGCGGCCACUGGCUGGGAAGACGAGGGGCUGGGCCGGGAGGAAGAGGCGCAGAGGGGAGGCCCAGGGAAGGGGCUGGGGCUGGAGAGCGGGUAGCGCAGAGGGGAGCUGGUGCGGCCUUCAGGAGAAGACAGCCACAAGCACAGGGACCUCAGGGAUAGGAAGAAGCCCCCAGCGGGAGCCCACGAGCCUCCUCGCCAGGAAGACCAGAGCUGUGGGCGCCUGGGUCUGUGCGAGGUGGGUGUUGCCCUGGGCUCACCAGCUGUUAUCUUCGCUUUUGUAUUUCUUCCACCUCUAGUUCUUUCCCUCACCUCCUUUUAAGAAGGAAAAAGAGUGAUAGUAGGGACUAGAGGCCACAGGGGCCUUCUUCCCUCCAAACUCUCUAGGCGUAAAGUGGGGCCAGAGAGGCCGCACAGAGAGCUCUGCCGGGAUCCUGGGGUGUCCCUGGGGAUCCGGAACCCCAGGAGCUUAGAGGGCCUGCACUUGGGCCGCGGGGAGCAGGAUAGCUCAGGCAGCGUUGCCGAGGGCCAGCCCUGACGUGCUGCAGUCCAGACCAGCAGAAGGGUGCAGAGCCCACAGUCUCCACUGGACGCCAGGGGGCUGCUCACUCAGCAAUAAACACCUGUGUCACACUAAGCCCUAAAUAUACCACUACAUGUGA